AUGAAGUCCUCCGAUAUCGAUCAGGAUUUGUUUACAGACAGUUACUGCAAGGUGUGCAGCGCACAGCUGAUAUCCGAAUCCCAGCGGGUGGCCCAUUAUGAGAGUCGAAAACAUGCAAGCAAAGUCCGACUAUAUUACAUGCUUCACCCCAGGGAUGGUGGGUGCCCUGCCAAGAGGCUCCGAGCAGAAAAUGGAAGUGACGCUGACACGGUGGAUAAGAAUAAGUGCUGUACACUCUGUAACAUGUCCUUUACCUCAGCUGUGGUGGCCGACUCCCACUACCAAGGCAAAAUUCACGCCAAAAGGUUAAAACUGUUGCUAGGAGAGAAACCUCCAUUGAAAACCACAGCAACACCCCUGAGUUCACUUAAGGCCCCUCGAGUGGACACGGCUCCUGUGGUCACACCUCCCUAUCAAAGGAGAGACUCUGACAGAUACUGUGGCCUCUGUGCAGCCUGGUUUAAUAAUCCUCUGAUGGCCCAGCAGCAUUAUGAUGGCAAGAAACACAAAAAGAAUGCAGCACGGGUUGCCUUGCUAGAGCAGCUGGGAACAUCGCUGGAUCUGGGGGAACUGAGAGGUCUGAGACGUACUUACAGAUGUACCAUCUGCAGUGUGUCCCUCAACUCAAUAGAACAGUACCAUGCACACCUGCAAGGAUCGAAACAUCAGACCAACCUGAAGAAUAAAUAAUGAAACAUCAAUCAAGAGCUAAGAAGAGAUGCCAGCAUUUCUCUGUGGCAGAGAACUGCUCACCGACCAAAAGAGGAUCCUUUCUUGAGCAAUGAACACUUCUUACAAGGAUUCACAGAUUAACACAUGACCAAUCUUGAUUUCUGGAAAUAGAUAAGAUUUCUUUUUCCUUGUUUAAUUUAGUGGCAAAUUAUACUUGGAUGGGUUUUAAAGAAUCCUUUCCUGGUAACAUGUUUAGCACAAGUUCUAAACUGCAAUCACACAGCAACUAGUCAGAGCAUUAUUCAGACUUACACAGAGUGGAAAAUUUAAUUUCCUAUUUAUUCUAGAUUUCCUUAGAGUUACCAUGAUUCUGUGAGACCCUUCAUGGCUAUCAUGUAAGUCUCCCAGAUCCAUUAACGAUUACACGUUUGUCAUCACGGGGAACAUAGUUGGUGACAACAUCCGCAGUAAUAGAACAGACUGUGGUUUGUGGAAGUUAUAUAACAGACAGAAUUCUGGUCUUUCUGCCUCACGCCGAUGAGCCAGCCUUGCCUCUAAUGCCAGGAGCAUGCGAAUAGUUGAGAAAGAGAGGAAGGACCUUCACUCUGGAUCACCUUGAUUGAAAGCUACCUAAGAUUAAGCCAAGUUUUGUCCUUGCAAGCUGCCAGAUCAUAGCUUAGGAAAAGAAUUAGUUUGAUUGCAUGAUGAUCCUAUUAAGUCAAAGUGUUGUCACAGUGGUCGACCUUGGUGUAAUGCUUUACUAAAGGCAUCCAAAGGAGGAUUUUUAAACCCCAGAGUGAGAGAGAAAUGGUCCUUAGGAAGUUGGCCUGAAUGGUGGGCUUUAAUUUGGGACACUGAUGAUUUGGAGGAGAAAGUGACUAAAUCCUGAAGAAGCUUCUUUCUUCUAUUUCUCUUCCAUCCUGUUGCUGAGCUGGGAUUUGGUGACUUUGAAAAGGAUGACUAUGGGUAGAGGAUCGACCAGAGAACUGAUGCUCUUUGAAGGGAUCGACUCUGAGUGCAACUGUUAAAUUCCUUCUCCAGGGUCAAUUGCUCUGCAUUGUGAUGGGAAGUAGUGUCUUGUACACACUACAAGGUAGAAGCAGAACUGCCAUUCCUGGGCUCUCAGCUGGCUGGAGCAGCCCUUUCCACCCUGUGACCACCAAUCUAAUGAAGUCAGACUUUUUCAGACAUCAUUGCUUUCCACGGAGAUCUGAAGUGGUUACAGCCAGUGAGCAAUAAAUGAAACGACACGGAAAUGCACAGUGUUGUUCUUAAGGUGCCUGUUUUGUUGUGUGAGGAGGUCACAGUCUGUGAAGCGUCCAGACUGUGGCUGUGAAGAGGAAGGUCACACACCAUGUACAGUCCUGCUGCAGGUGGGGAGGAAGAAGGGUGUGGUGACAAUUUUAUUUUGCUAUUUUGGAAAAAGCACACAACAGAGCUACAAUCCUCCAGUGAUGGCUUGUCUUCGAAUGUGUGGAAUAAAGCUUUAUUUGUCAAUUCUGCUGUAAAAUAAGCAUAGUCUGAGUAUUUUUAUUUUUAAAUCUUUUUUUCUGCUUAUGUUUAGUGCCUG
This is a messenger RNA of Cricetulus griseus (Chinese hamster), 2242 nucleotides long. The record is from RefSeq and is a predicted model, not a curated record. Lineage: Eukaryota; Metazoa; Chordata; Mammalia; Rodentia; Cricetidae.